Dufourea novaeangliae is the source of this 2817-nucleotide messenger RNA. RefSeq names its product zinc finger protein 800. The transcript is spliced from 10 exons. NCBI's taxonomy places the organism in Eukaryota, Metazoa, Arthropoda, Insecta, Hymenoptera, Halictidae. The record is from RefSeq and is a predicted model, not a curated record.
GUGUGAUUUUUUCGUGAGAAAGUCAAUUUUUAAUACACCUAUUUGAUUCUUGACACUCCGUUUUUUUUAUAACUUCGAAAUUUAAAAAGUGAAAACCGAUUUUUACGCAGUAAAAUGCAGGAGAGACGGUACAUCUUUAUUGUACGAUUUUCUCAUUUUAAUUCCAAAUAUAAAAAAAUGAAAUCAAUGAAAGCAAAGGCAAAGACUAAAAAGCCAAAUGGUAAAUUUGGAAAAGUCAAAUUUCCUUCCAAAGAAGUUACUUCUAUUAAUCCAGAUUUGUCACAAUUACACCAACCAAUAGACACAAGUGUGUCGUCUCUUUAUUGUGUGAGCAAGGUUCUAGAAAAUGGUAGCGAUGAAGUUAAAUCUAUUUUGGCAUAUGAAUGUGAUUUGGUAUUCGAAUGUCGUAUAUGUAGAAGCCUCUUCAGAAGCCUGGUCAAUCUAAUCUCUCACAAACGAACUUAUUGUAAAGAAAAAUUUGAUGUCACAUUUGGUAGAAACUCUUUUAGCAAUCAUGACACGAUUUUCAAAAAUAAAUCUAGCAUACAAAAGCCAGAGGCUUUGCUUCAGGAGGCUUGUGGUAAUGAUAGAAUCUUGAGAAGUCAAGUUUGUAAAGAAGAACAAAAGAAAGAUCUUACCACUGUUGUAAAUAUGUUACAAAAAAAGCAAACAGAAAAUUUACACACCGACAUUGAACAUAUAUGUUUGGAAACUGUGCAGUCAAAUUCAUCUGCAGUUUAUCAGACUGUUGAAUCAGCGGUUCCAGCACAAAAUCAUGUAGAUCUAAUGAAGACACAGGUAACAGAGUUAAAAGACAUGAUUAAUGAUCGAACUGCAGUGUUAGGUCCAGAUGGACAAGUUUUACAAUCUAAACAAGAUUUGCAUGGUAGUAAUUGUAAUACUGAAGAAAUCAGUGACAAUUCUGAAAUUGAGCUCACCUGUUCUAUAUGUAAUGCAAAAUUUGCAACAAAAAAAACAUUAGCAGUUCAUACAAGGACGCUGCACACAUCUCAUAGAUUAUGCUAUCCCUGCCCAUGUUGCUCUAGUACAUUUGCAAAUACAUGGAGUGUUUAUCGACAUCUUUUCAAAGUUCAUAGAAAAACCAAUGAACAAGUGAGGAAGCUCAGAUCUCAAAUUCAAGAGAAAGCAUUCAUUAAGGAUACAACUGGUGCAGAGGAUUUACAGAAAGAACAUGCCAAUAAAUCUUUAACAAGUAGUGUACUACGAGUUAAUGAAACUCAGGAAUGGAUAGAUCAUCUAGAAUCCGAUACAGAAUUGCAAAGAUGUGGAGGUUGUGGAAAACGUUUUGAUAGGAAAGCAGCUUUAUCGGCACAUUCACAGUACUGCCAUAGGCGUGUUGCAGCCUGUGAAAAUACAAAUAAAAUUAAGAAGACAAACAAAGUCUCACCAGAUCGUAGUUCAACUGAUAGUGUGGUCACUUCUACUUCUUUAGAAGUCAACAGUUGUAAUGAAACAUCUAUUCGUGUGGAAGCUGUUGCUACUUUAAGUAAAGCGGAUUGGGAUAUGCUAGGAAAUGAAGAAUCAAUUUCACAAGGUGAGCUCAAUGGAAAUCUAAGAGCACUAGCAAACACGGCACAGGAAGAUACAGUGAAACACAAUCUUCUUCCUGCAAAUACUGCUUCUGAUUCGUUAGAAAUUGUUUACUCUAGUAUAAACAAGCAUAAAAAUAAUAUUGGAAGUAAAAAACGAAAAAACAAGGACAGCGCAAGAAGAAUAAAUAUCAAUGCAGAAGCUAAUAUGAUUUAAGGACAUAACAAUGUUGAGAAACUAGAUCGUGCAUUGUUAAUGGAAAAGAAGACAGCAUUAAUAGUGAAUAUUCAAAAACUUCAGUGCCUUCCGUGUAAACGAAAAUUUACUUCAGUUACUAAUCUAAGGAAACACGCUGCCAUUCAUGUAGGUUGGAAUCGUUAUCAGUGUAAACUUUGUGACUUUAAAUGUUUCGUUAAGUGUGAUUGUGUGGCACACUGUAAUAAAAUGCACAGUGCUCAGAACAACCGUGCUAUUAUAGAAGAUAUGAUAUCACAGAUUUCAGAUGAUCAAUAUACAUCUGAACAAGAUGUUAUGUUGGGUUUAACUAACACAGAAAAAGAGUUUAACAGCCCAGAAGUUGUGGAACUAAGUAUUUCUCCAGAGUGCAUAGAACCAGAAGUCCAAUUGGAAGAACCAGAAAUUUAAAUAAGAACAGAAAUAGAAACAGAACCAGAAAUAGUAGAAACAAAUUCUACUAUGUUUUCAGAAACAAUUCAUGUCGAUGAGGACGUUCAAGAAAUUUCCACUAAUGGUGUCAAAGGUCCAAAUACUCUUGAGUUGGAUCCUGAACUGAAGAGAAUGGUAAUGGAAGUUAUCUUUGGAUCUUCUGAAGUAAAUUCUGCAAAAGAAGUGGAGGCAGAGGAAACAAAAUUAGAGAACAAAGAAGAUACUGAAACAUCAUCCGGAGGUUCUGAUUUAAAAGAGAGUAACAUUCUGUCUUUGCAAGAUAACGUAAAACCGCAGCGACCGAUUCGAAAUAAAAUAAAACCAUUGAACAAGGACUUCAUUUAUGAUUUAAAGGAUGUGGCAUUUCGAAAGGAUUCCGUAAUUAUGAAAUCAUUUAAUAAAACACUUGCCAAGAAGGCACUGAUUCAGGAAGAAGAUAAUGCAGAGAAGGACGUUCAACAACCGCCUAAACGUUUUAAAACUUUACAGGAUAAUGGAAUGUCAAUUCACUGCGAGAACAGUGUUAUGGAUCAAUGUGACAUUAAAUUCGAUACAGAAACUUUAAAGGGGAAUAUCUCCUUCUCUCAGUGUCACAGUUAA